This is a messenger RNA of Nothobranchius furzeri (turquoise killifish), 4030 nucleotides long. It is a transcript of the gene syt11b, whose product is annotated as synaptotagmin XIb. The record is from RefSeq and is a predicted model, not a curated record. Lineage: Eukaryota; Metazoa; Chordata; Actinopteri; Cyprinodontiformes; Nothobranchiidae. Gene Ontology annotation, cellular component: axon; exocytic vesicle; plasma membrane. Gene Ontology annotation, molecular function: clathrin binding; calcium ion binding; calcium-dependent phospholipid binding. Gene Ontology annotation, biological process: regulation of dopamine secretion; regulation of calcium ion-dependent exocytosis; cellular response to calcium ion.
CGCCGAGGCACCGAGUGGACCGACGCAGCUCCGUCAGCGGGCGCAUGAAGGCUUCCUCCCCCGGUUUAAGGGCUUGUUUUCGUUGAUUCCCCCCGCUGUCGUCGCUCCUCUAUGGGUGUGAAGUAAAAGCGGGCGGCAGACAGUCGGGUUCCCCUCCUUCUCUGCUCUCAUCUCGGUCAGCAUCGCAUCCUGUCCCGAACCACAAAAUGGCGGACAUGAUCGAGAUGGGACCCGCCUACGCCAUGUCUCCGGUGCUGGCGGGCUUCCUCGGAGCUGGUGUUCUGGUUCUGGUCGUGGUAAUUCUGGUUGUGCUCUGGACUUUUUGUCAGCGUCGCUAUCUCCGGGUCACUGGACGCUACAAGUUGCAUGGAGACCGUUACUGCGAUGCAGAAGACCCCCCCUACAAGUUCAUUCACAUGCUGAAGGGGAUCAGCAUUUACCCAGAAUCCCUCAGCAGCAGUAAGAGGAUUGUCCGAGGGAUUCGGCGUGCCGAGCGGGAUGGAGAAAGGGGCUGCACCACUUCUGGCACCACGGGAAGGGGCAUGGUGUUGGUGGACGCUGAGAACAACAUCCUGGACGUCCCCGGUCAGCUGCAGAUGAGUCACCUGGUUCCCCCCGUGGGGACAGGCCACGCCCACAGCCAAGCCCGGCUGGAGCGGGCGUUACCGGUCCGAGCCGAUUACUGCUGCCUGGACAGCAGCUCGGCUAGCAGCAGCCAAACCAGCAGCAAGACCGUAUCUCCAUUCACACCCGCCUCCUCGGAUCCUGAACCUGAACCCAGUCUGGGGUCCAUCAGCCUCACCGUCGACUACAAUUUCCCCAAGAAGGCCUUGGUGGUGAACAUUGUCGGGGCAAGGGGUCUUCCUGCCAUAGACGAGCAGGCCGGCAGCUCCGACCCGUAUGUGAAGAUGACCAUCCUUCCUGAGAAGAAGCAUCGCGUGAAGACACGUGUGCUGAGGAAGACUCUGGACCCGAUCUUUGAUGAGACCUUCACCUUCUACGGUGUGGCCUACAGCUCGCUGCCUGAGCUCACGCUGCACUUCUUGGUCCUCAGCUUUGACCGCUUUGCCCGUGAUGAUGUCAUCGGGGAGGCCAUGGUGCCACUGAAAGGUGUGGACCCGAGCACUGGUCGGGUCCACCUGAGCCAGCAGAUCACCAAGAGGAACAUGCAGUGUGAGAGUCGUGGAGAGCUGCUGGUGUCCCUGUCCUACCAGCCCGUGUCCCAUCGUCUCAGCGCUGUGGUUCUGAAGGCCCGACACCUCCCUAAGAUGGACAUCAGCGGCCUGUCAGCCAAUCCGUAUGUGAAGGUGAACGUCUUCUAUGGCCGUAAGCGCAUCGCCAAGAAGAAGACCCACGUGAAAAAGUGCACACUGAACCCGGUCUUCAACGAGUCUUUCAUCUACGACAUCCCACCAGAACUCCUGCCUGAGAUAUCUGUGGAGUUCCUGGUGGUCGACUUUGACCGGACCACCAAGAACGAGGUUCUGGGCCGCCUGCUCCUCGGUCUCCACAGCCCGUCGUCCUCUGGCACCUCCCACUGGAGGGAGGUGUGUGAAAACCCCCGCCGGCAGAUCUCCAAAUGGCACAACCUGAGCGAGUACUGAAGGAGGAGAAGCUUCAGGAACCAGCUGAUGGCACCGAGCAGCUGGGACUCCACCAGUGAACCCCCACUGGAAACAAACAGUGUACAGCACAUACACACACACACACAUACACACACAUAUACACACACACACACACAUACACUCCUGCAGCACACACACUGUUGUGGUGAUACUUAAACUCUUCGUCUCUAUUAUCUCUUUACAAACACGACAUUUGCAAGUGUAAGAAGAUUCCUGCGGUUCUUUUACUAAACAAAAAACAAACAAACAAACAAGCGGCCCAUUUCAGACACUGUCCUCGUGUCUCCUCUGGCUGUGUGUGUGUAGACGGGGGAAGGAAUGCUCUCGUAUAAUUAAAAACUAAAAGUUUACUUAAGAAAAAAGAAAAGAUCCCCUCUCGCUGUCGUUGUCAUGCACUUCAUUGCAUGUCUGUCUGAAAAGAAGAAGUAAACCUGAGUGAUGAUCUGGGAGAAACCUCAGCUCCAUAACAACAUAACCCAACACUGACUAUAUCCAGUAGAAUUACUCCUCAGUAUAAGAACUGGUGCUGACGCCCUCGGACAUCCCGCUCUGACGCUUCUCCGCGCUGACUAACCUCCUUCUCAGAAGGUCUUUGAUUUAGUCGUCAGCAUGCUUCCCGUCUGCAGCGGUCCUGCAGAAACGCGGCGUCCUGAUCCAGAACCACAGGAAGUCACAGUCCGUCCCCACAUUAGCUCCAACUCUAAUGUGGACUCAAACCGGUUCACAUCUCCUGAUUCCUCCACCUCCGAGUGACGGCGGCUAAAAUGUGAUGUAAAAGUCUGAAGCAGUGGGCAGAUGUGCUGCAGAUGUCUUAGAACAAAAAGCUGCUCAGAAAAGUUGACCAAAGCUCCUGAAAACAUUCAGCCUUUUUGUUCCUUUUUGUUACUUUUCAUCAAGUCCUUUUAUAAACACACACACACACACACACACACACACACACACACACACACACACACACACACACACACACACACACACACACACACACAUCUCUGAUUCUUUAUCAUUGGGGUUUGAUGAACUUUGUAACAUUUCUAAAGAUGCUUCAAGUCUUUAGAGACAUAAUCCGUUCAGAAACUGGUGAAGAUAAAACAUCCUCAAGGUCAAAUCCAGGAAAUAAAAUAUCAGAUUAACUAAACCAUCAUGCAUCAAAAAGGUAAAAUAACCAGUCAGAGAAACUGAUAAUCUCACAUUAAUCAGAUUGAAAUCUAAUGUGUGUAAAUAAUGUUAAAUAAAUAAGUUUUAUUCUUGUAGAAACUUUUAAAUUACCAGUGAUCAAAAUUUAUGUUUUAUUUAUCAUGUUUUAAAAAUCAGCCUGCUGCAGAGAGGUGUAAUCUGAUGGUUUCUCAUGGUAAUCUCAAGAUUUGUUUCUGUAAUGUGGUCUCUCUCUGUAAUCUAAAGAUUUCCCUCUGUAAUCUGAAAGUUUCUCUCUGUAUUCUGAUGGUUUCUCAUGGUAAUCUCAAGAUUUCCCUCUGUAGUCUGAAGGUUUCUCUCUGUAAUCUGAAAAAUUCUCUCUGUAAUCUGAAGGUUUCUCUAUGUAAUCUGAAGGUUUCUCUCUGUAACAUGAAGGUUUCUCUGUAAUCUGAUGGUUUCCCUCUGUAAUCGUAAACUUUCCCUUAGAUUUUUCAAACUCAACAUGACUUGUGUCAAGAGUCUGAGUGUGUCCAUCAGAGGGCGCUGCAGAGACAAGUUUCUGAACUAAAUCCAGCUCCAAUUUGCCCUCAGAGGCCUUAAGAAAACAUAAAUACUCUGAAAAUCAUUAAAACCCUUACCUGUAGUGGAAUAUUCUGGGUUUAUUGUUACUCUGCACUCAUUUCAUUAUUCUAAAAUAUAAAACAUCACCUAACAGAUAAAAAGGAUAAAUUCUGCUCAAAAUGAGCCAUUUUUAACUCUCCAGUAACUGUCUUUAGCAGCUUCACCUCUAUUCUUAUUUUGUACAUUUGGAUUCUGGACCAAUUCUGACUUUUCUUUGGACUUUUCUUCCACGCAGACUGGAUUUAUCCAUGAGCAGAUGGCACUGUGCUGUUGAACUUGUUUUGACCCAACAAGGGAAUAUUUUGCAUCGUGAGUGAAAAGCACAUUUGAGUUAAUCCACCUUAAACUUGCUGAACUGCUUCCUGUUCUUACAAACAACAUUAACUCAAUCCAACUAAAGAUCCUGCAGAAACGAUGACAUCAUCACAGAGGGGCUGCGGCCUGAUCUGGCCUCCCUUGGAUCCGGGUGGAGGACUAUGACCCGUUUGGGACUGACUGGCUGUAGAUUUGUACAGAUGUUUGCUGGUUUGUCCUCAGAGCUUUAGUGUGUUUGAGCGCCCCCACCCCCACAACGCUGUAGACCUGGAUCCUAACCUCUGUGUCGGGUUUGUUAACACUCAGUGGAAAUAAAACCAAGUUAGCUACGAUCA